CAAAAGCUGUGCAGGAUGCUGAGCACUGCACUGAGCAGCUGAGAGCUCAGCCAGCAGGUGAGAACAGGAGACUGUGUCUCCUCCCAAGAAGACUGUGAUACCUCCAGACUCUGCUGCUCCUCCACUCUUCAGGGCCAGCACUGGAAGAUUAUACACUCGUCUGCAACCCCCAAAAAUAUAGUUUCCAACAAAGUGCCAAUGGGAUUCAGCUAAAUAUCCAGAUAACCUAAAUGAUGGAAAGAAAACCAGCUUGCACUGAGAGCCCGUCCUUGGGUUCUGAAAAAGAGCCUCUCACAUGCAGAGCCCGGUCAGAAUGCAAAAAAGAUGGACAACUUCUACGGAACUGCAAACCUUCACUACGUCUUUCUGAAGAGCUUAACAAGGUGCACCCUAGUCCUGGAGAGAGGGCUGAGUCUGAUCAUACGUCCAAUAAAUAUUUAGCAGUUCAAAGUCCUGAUGCACCAUGCAAUGGAACCAGGAAUGUAAUAGAUGAUGGAUCAGCCCCUACCCUCACUGUGAUCCCUCAAGUGCAGCAUCUGCAGACAAAUCUAGGCGAGAGAGAGACUUGGAGCAAAAAAAUUGACUUUCUCCUAUCGGUUAUUGGUUACGCAGUGGACCUGGGCAAUGUAUGGAGAUUUCCUUAUAUCUGUUAUCAGAAUGGAGGAGGAGCUUUUCUCAUUCCAUAUGUGAUCAUGGCUGUGUUUGGUGGAAUUCCUCUCUUCUAUAUGGAGUUGGCCUUGGGUCAGUAUCACAGAACUGGCUGCAUUUCUGUAUGGAGGAAAAUAUGUCCCUUAUUUAAAGGAAUUGGCUAUGCGAUCUGUAUAAUAGCACUUUAUGUAGCAUCUUAUUAUAACACCAUAAUGGCCUGGGCUCUCUACUACCUCAUAUUCUCAUUCCGCUCUGAGUUGCCUUGGACCAGCUGCCAUAAUGAGUGGAACACAGAAAACUGCACCAACUAUUUCCAGAAUAGUAGCGUGAUAUGGAUCAACAGCUCUAUAUCUCCGGCAGAGGAGUUUUACACUCGACUUGUGCUGCAGAUGCACAAAUCUAAAGGUCUACAGGAUCUUGGAGGAAUUAGUUGGCAGCUUUGUCUCUGUCUACUCCUCAUCUUCACUAUUGUGUACUUCAGCAUAUGGAAAGGGGUCAAAACUUCUGGAAAGGUGGUGUGGGUUACAGCAACCUUUCCUUACAUUGUGCUUACUUUGCUAUUAAUACGAGGGGCAACACUCCCUGGUGCUUGGAGGGGAGUUAUAUUCUACCUGCAACCUAACUGGGAGAAGUUGCUGACCACUGAGGUUUGGGUGGAUGCCGCAGCACAAAUUUUCUUCUCACUAGGCCCUGGGUUUGGAGUUUUACUGGCCUUCGCUAGCUACAAUAAAUUUCAUAACGACUGCUACCAAGAUGCAAUGGUGACAAGUACAGUUAACUGCAUGACCAGUUUUAUGUCUGGCUUUGUCAUAUUCACGGUCUUGGGAUAUAUGGCUGAAAUGAGAAACUUGGAUGUCUCAGAAGUUGCCAAAGAUACAGGACCCAGUCUUCUCUUCAUCACCUAUGCAGAGGCGAUAGCCAAUAUGCCAGCUUCCACCUUCUUUGCCGUUAUCUUUUUCUUAAUGUUGAUUACACUUGGACUGGACAGUACGUUUGCAGGACUGGAAGGUGUUAUUACCGCAGUAUUGGAUGAGUUCCCACAUGCAUGGGGCAAGAGACGAGAACUUUUUGUCUUCCUAUUAAUUUCUGUCUGCUUUCUCGGGGCACUAUCUACCCUGACUUUUGGUGGUGCUUACAUGGUAAAGUUGUUUGAGGAGUAUGCCACUGGCCCAGCAGUGCUCACUGUGGUAUUCCUGGAAGCCAUAGCAGUGUCCUGGUUCUAUGGUAUGAACCAGUUCUGUCGUGAUAUAAAGGAAAUGUUGGGUUUCACUCCAGGCUGGUUUUGGAGGAUAUGCUGGGUGGCUAUAUGCCCACUGUUCCUUCUGUUUAUUAUAUGCAGCUUUAUGUCCAGUCCUCCGGAGCUACGUCUUUUUAACUACAAAUAUCCAGACUGGUCCGUUGUGCUUGGUUAUUGUAUUGGUACAUCUUCAUUCAUCUGUGUGCCAAUAUACAUGGUAUAUCGGCUGUGUAGCACCCCUGGUUCAUUAAAAGAGCGUUUCAUUAAGAGUAUAACCCCAGAAACAGGAACAGAAAUACCACUGGGAGCUAUUCAUAUGAAUGCUGUGUAACCCGGAAAAAACCAUUGCCCUUUCUUGUUUGCAGACAACGCACCCCAUUCUGUGCCUAAGAAAAACUUUGUAAACUUCAGACUGUCUAUGGUUCAACCACCUACUUUGCAGUGGAUCAUACCAGAGAGGCAGACUGGGCACAGGUUAUGUCUCUAAAGUUCUAGCACCGACAAGUGCAGGGUCCAAUUCAAAGAAUAUUAAAUGUCCAUCCAUGAUUGAACUGCAGCAUGCAUGUCUUAUGCUGUUGGGAACAUGGUCUUAUUUGUCUAGAGGGCACAAUAUUCUCUAACAUAAGAGCAAACUAAUCAUGAUAGCUUAACUUGUAUUAGUAACUGAUAUGCUCCAUGAAGCACCAGAGGCAGGAGCACCAUAUCAGAAUCGAAGUGCAUGGUAAUACAAAGAUACACAGAAGUAAUAAAACAGAUAGUCACCAACCAUAAAGCCAGUCAAAAUAAUAGAGAAGCAGAUCCAUAAAAAACAAAACAAAUGAAAGAUGGACUUACCAUUAAUGAUGUUUACGUAUGAUAGGUUUCUGUGGAACACCCAUGCUGCUAGCCAGAUGCUCUAAGUUGCUGUAUACAGAAAUACGUUCAACUCAUAGUCCAUGGUCUAGAGGACAGUACAUACAAGAUCUCAGAUCUGUAAUGGGCGAGCAGUAAAACAUAGGAAAGGAAACCCUGAUAUUCCCUAAAGGCCUAGGCCUACCCCAGAUAACCAUUCUGAUAAGGGCCAACCAUUUGGUAACCUGUACCUAAAUGAAUCCUUAUGAUUCCCUAUAUCCAAUGAAAUGUUCUUGUAUAGAUCUGUGUCUUUAUUCUUUUGGCUACCUGUAUUACAACUUAUGUAUGUCUACAUGUUGAUGUUUGUUGUGUGCUAUCAUGAUAGGUUCCUGACCCUUCUACUGUCCAAAUUGCAGGUGGGAGAAAGAAAGGUAUAUGUGCCCUACCCCUGAGUAUGCUGGUGAUACCUUCUGAACCCCUUCUGGUCACACCUUCAAGAGCAUGCUCUAAUUAGUGUUCUCAACACAAGUAACACUGAUAUUGUCAGUCUUAUAAUAGCUCUCAAAACACCCGUCAUUUGUCUGCCAGUGUUAUUUCACCCCUUGAUACCAGCCCCAUCAUAAAGUACUUACAAAUUUACAAUGGUUUCUCAUUUGUGACAUUUGCAUGCAACAUUCACAGUCUAUCUCAAUCUCAGUCACAUUGGUCAACCACCCAAAACGUUCAGUACUAUCAUAGGCGGAAAGGUGUAAGGGAGGAUUACUUAUAAACGGCAGAGUUAGAUUUAACAGACCUGUUACACUGUAAUACAAGGCACAUGGAGCUAUAGUAGAGUUACCACAGUAAGUGCCCUGUUAUGGCUCCAUACAACUAGCAGGUUGUAAGGAACCAUAGAACGCCCAUGUGCAUGAGGCCUGUAAAGCUACAUUCAAAUCUGGGGCAUCAAGGAUCCAGCACUCACUCUAUGGGGUCCAGCAGUGUGCGGCACUAUCCGGCUAUGCCAGAUCCAGAUAACUGGGAUGUCUGGAAUGCCGCAGAUGUGAACAUAGCCUUACUGGUCUACUUUGAACUGCCUCAUAGUGAGUAGUAUUAGAAAAUAUUUUAAAGUAUAUUUAAUAUAUCAUAACAGUUUAUCUAUAUAUUUUUAUAUUACCGUAUAUUGAGAAAGAUGCUAGACUGCACAUCGUUGUCUGGAGAACACUGCAUAUGAAGUGUAAUGAUUACACCUAGUACAAUUUGCGGGCAUUUUAUUUUCAUAUAAAUUAUUUUUUUCUGCUUUUAAUUACCAUAAAAUAUAUGUGAAAUAAAUAUAAUAGACGAAACCUGGUAACUCUUUAGAUAAGUAUAUUUAAAGAGGACCUGUCACCCCUCUCCUGACAUUUUUAUUUUUGCAACCACUUCCAUUCUCCAUGUAAUACCAAUUUUGAAGCAUCUAUUCUUAUGACUCCAUGUUGUGCCAUUCUUGUAUUACUACUGCUAGAAGUUUACAAAUAAAUUGCCAGCAGUCUGCAGUAAAGGUACUGCUGGGUGUUACCACCAGUAGCGGGUGUGUCUGAUGCUGUCCAAUUAGACUGUUCAGGGACACAACCUCAACUGGUAACACCCUUCUGUACCUUUACUGCAAGCUGCUGAUAACUCAUUCAUAACUACGUCUAGAAAUAACAAAGCAAUGGCACAACAUAGGGUCUUAAUAAUAGAUGAUCCAGAAAUAUUAUUCCGUGGGGAAUGCAAGGAGUUACUAAAACAGAUAUGUCAGGAAAGGUGACUGACAGCUCCUCUUUAAGCUUCGAUGGAACAUUCUAUUUUAAAGCACACGCUCGCCGAUCAAUUACAUAUAUCCAUAUUGCAACUUUCCCGCUGAAGACAAGCAUUUUAGAUGUGGUUAGCUGUAUAAUACUGUAUGCUGUAAAAUGUGUAUUGAAGUCUACCCCAUUUGUAAAGUGUACAACUUGACCUAAGAUCUGGAUAGUGUGCUGCUUUGUGGAUUUCCUUUUGAUGAUGCUGUUAUGCCAUGUAUGUUGUAUCUUAUUCAUUUCCUACACAAUCAUGAGACUCGGAAGCUUAGGAUGACUGAGCAAUGAAAGAUUUUUCAUUGAUGUCAGAAUAUACACUCAUUGAAAGAAAAAUAAUAACGCACCAAGGAGGAGUUUGAAUUGAAUGAAACUUUAUUU
This is a messenger RNA of Bufo bufo (common toad), 4887 nucleotides long. It is a transcript of the gene SLC6A4, whose product is annotated as solute carrier family 6 member 4. NCBI's taxonomy places the organism in Eukaryota, Metazoa, Chordata, Amphibia, Anura, Bufonidae. The coding region runs from base 231 to 2216 and encodes 661 amino acids. The transcript has 14 exons. The record is from RefSeq and is a predicted model, not a curated record. Gene Ontology annotation, molecular function: serotonin binding; serotonin:sodium:chloride symporter activity. Gene Ontology annotation, cellular component: plasma membrane; neuron projection. Gene Ontology annotation, biological process: serotonin uptake; sodium ion transmembrane transport.